AUGGCGGCGGCGGCGCCGGCGGGCGCCGAGGGGCGGCGCGCGGGCCUGGAGGCGGCGGCGGCGGCCGAGCGCGGCGGCAGCUGCGUGCUGUGCUGCGGGGAGCUGGAGGCCACGGCGCUGGGCCGCUGCGACCACCCGGUGUGCUUCCGCUGCUCCACCAAGAUGCGCGUGCUGUGCGCGCAGCGCUACUGCGCCGUGUGCCGCGAGGAGCUGCGCCAGGUGGUCUUCGGCAGGAAGCUCCCGGCCUUCGCCACCAUCCCCCUCCAGCAGCUGCAGCACGAGAAGAAGUACGACAUCUACUUCGCCGACGGGAAGGUGUUUGCCUUGUACAGGCAGCUGCUGCUGCACGAGUGUCCCCGCUGCCCGGAGCUGCCGCCCUUCGGCCUCUUCGCGGACCUGGAGCAGCACAUGCGCCGGCAGCACGAGCUGUUCUGCUGCAAGCUGUGCCUCAAGCACCUCCAGAUCUUCACCCACGAGCGCAAGUGGUACUCGCGCAAGGACCUGGCGCGCCACCGCAUGCAGGGCGACCCCGACGACACGUCGCACCGCGGGCACCCGCUCUGCAAGUUCUGCGACGAGCGCUACCUGGACAACGACGAGCUGCUCAAGCACCUGCGCCGCGACCACUACUUCUGCCACUUCUGCGACGCGGACGGCGCGCAGGACUACUACAGCGACUACGCCUACCUGCGCGAGCACUUCCGCGAGCGCCACUUCCUGUGCGAGGAGGGCCGCUGCGGCGCCGAGCAGUUCACGCACGCCUUCCGCACGGAGAUCGACCUCAAGGCGCACCGCACCGCCUGCCACAGCCGCAGCCGCGCCGAGGCGCGCCAGAACCGCCACAUCGACCUGCAGUUCAGCUUCGCGCCGCGCCACUCGCGCCGCGGCGACGGGGUGGUCAGUGGCGAGGACUACGAGGAGGUGGACAGGUACAACCGCCAGGGCCGAGCAGGCCGGGCCGGCGGGCGUGGAGCCCAGCAGAGCCGCCGAGGAAGCUGGAGGUACAAGAGGGAGGAAGAAGACCGGGAGGUGGCGGCUGCCGUCCGGGCCUCGGUGGCAGCGCAGCAGCAGCAGCAGCAGCAGCAGCAGCAGGAACCUCGCAGGACUGAGGACCGGGAGGAGGGGGGCAGGCCCAGGAAGGAGGACGCAGGGGGGCGGGGGCCCGAGGAGCCUCGUGGCCCCCGGCGCCCAGCCCGGACGCCCGGCGAAGGCUCAGGCCCCAAGGAGGCCUUGGCCAACGGCCCUGCGAGCCAGGAGGCCUUUCCGGUGAGCGGCUCGGCCGCAGGACCCGUGCUGCCAAGCCUCCUGCCUCCUCCUGCCAAACUGAAGGACGAGGACUUCCCCAGUCUCUGCGCCGCCGCCGCCACCUGCCCCCCCGCAGCAGCCCCGGGGCCCGUGGGGCUGGCGCUGGCCUACCCUGUCCCCGCCAGGGGCAGGGGCACCUUCCAGGAGGAGGACUUCCCCGCUCUGGUGCCUUCAGCCUCCAAGCCCAGCCCUGCGCCCGCCAGCCUCACCUCCCCGUGGAACAGCGGCGGCAAGAAGGUGGCCCCGCCCGUCCCAGGGGCCCAGGCUGCCGGCGGGGCUGGCCCGGCUGCCAGGAAGGCCGGGAAGACUGGUAAAGGGGGCAAGAAGGGCGGGCCGCCCCCCGCGGAGGAGGAGGAGCCUCGGGGCGGGCCUGCUGUGGGCGCUGCCACCUUGCUGGCCUCCACCCAGCCCUUCACCAGGGCAGGCAAGAAGAAGAAGGUGGGCUCUGAGAAGCCCAGCGCCGUGUCGCCCCCACCGCUGGCCCCCGACAGAGACGGGCCCGAGCGGGCCCCCGCGGCUCCUGCCAGUAGAGCGGACGGGCCCCUCGCUGCCGUUGUCAAUGGACACUCCGAGGGGCCGGCCCUGGCCCGGAGUGCCCCCAAGGAACCCCCUGGGCUCCCACGCCCCUCAGGGCCCUUCCCCUGCCCUCCGCCCCAGGAAGACUUUCCUGCGCUCGGCGGCCCCCGCCCGCCCAGGAUGCCGCCCCCGCCUGGCUUCAACACUGUGGUGCUCCUGAAGGGCACGCCACCCCCUCCCCCGCCGGGGCUGGUGCCCCCCGUCAGCAAGCCGCCCCCCGGCUUCUCCAGCCUCCUGCCUGGUCCCCACCCGGCCUGUGUCCCUGGCACGGCAACCACCACGAAGGCGCCCAGGCUGACGGCUGAGCCCCGGGCCUACCUGGUUCCCGAGAACUUCCGGGAGCGGAACCUGCGGUUGAUCCAGUCCAUCAAGGACUUCCUGCAGAGCGACGAGGCCCGCUUCAGCGAGUUCAAGAGCCACUCGGGGGAGUUCAGACAGGGCGUGAUUUCCGCGGCCCAGUAUUACAAGAGCUGCCGGGACCUGCUUGGGGAGAACUUCCAGAAGAUCUUCAACGAGCUGCUGGUGCUCCUCCCCGACACAGCCAAGCAGCAGGAGCUGCUCUCUGCACACACGGACUUCUGUGGCCGCGAGAGGCCCCCCGGCGGCAAGGCCCGGAGGAGCCGGCAGAACGCGUGGCAGGCCAGCGCCCGGCCAGCCGGCCUGGACUGCUGCGUGUGCCCCACCUGCCAGCAGGUGCUCGCACAGGGGGAUGUCAGCAGCCACCAGGCGCUGCACGCCGCGCGGGACGACGACUUCCCCUCCCUGCAGGCCGUCGCCAGGGUCAUCACGUAGCUCCCGCGCGUGGGCAGAGCGCCCCGCCCGAGAGCCUCCUUUCUCCCUCCUCCUGGGCUGCCCCGCAGCCAGGGGACGGCCUGAGGGGGCCGCCUGCGCAGUGGUCGCUGGGAAGGCCUGCCCGCCCGUCCGCGCGUGCGGUGCGGGAGUCCAUCCGUGUCCCCGGGGAGCGGGCAGAGACCCCGCCUCCGUGCCGGCCCCCUCCGGUGUAGUCUCUCUCCUGGAGGUGCCGGGGAGGGGAGGGCUGGACGCCGGGACCUGUCCGUGCCUCAAAGCCAGGACCUGCGGCGGCCUGGGCCGGGCCCUCCUGAGCCCGAGGGCCACAGCACUGCAGCCCCCGACUGGACGCUGUCCGUCCAUUGGUGCUGGAAUCAGAUGUUGAGUGUGUCGUGUAAACAGUUGGCUGUUUCGUGAUUCGAGAAUGUUAAGGAUUAAAAGCAGACACGAAAUUGUGCUACUUGAAGUUGAAUCUAUUUACAAGACAAGCUGAAUCUGGGAUCUCAAAUUGCCUCUGAUCUUUUAUAAGACAGUUUAUCUUCAAAUAAAUUUAUUUUGCCAUAAUGC
Talpa occidentalis (Iberian mole) is the source of this 3237-nucleotide messenger RNA. RefSeq names its product zinc finger protein 598, E3 ubiquitin ligase (gene ZNF598). Gene Ontology annotation, molecular function: ubiquitin protein ligase activity; ribosome binding. Bases 1 to 2673 code for a protein of 890 amino acids. The transcript is spliced from 12 exons. The record is from RefSeq and is a predicted model, not a curated record. Gene Ontology annotation, biological process: protein ubiquitination; rescue of stalled cytosolic ribosome. NCBI's taxonomy places the organism in Eukaryota, Metazoa, Chordata, Mammalia, Eulipotyphla, Talpidae.